This is a messenger RNA of Angiostrongylus costaricensis, 450 nucleotides long. The record is from the annotation of a GenBank genome assembly. Lineage: Eukaryota; Metazoa; Nematoda; Chromadorea; Rhabditida; Metastrongylidae.
AUGUUCCUACUCGCCAGUAUUGCACUCCUCAUUGCUGCCAACUCUCUUGUCGGAGGACAAUCACAACAGGAUCUUCCACCGUUCCUUCAGGGUGCUUCCCCUGCUACAGUAAAGGAAUUCGAAAAGUUGUUGAUGGGUGCCGAAAACAUGACUCAAAGCCAACUUGAUGCAGCAAUUAAUAACUGGGUUAACAAGCAGGAUGCGAGAAUCCAGAGCGCCUUCAAACAAUUUUUGAAACAAGUGAAGGAUGCUCAAGCCCAAGGAGAAGCAGCUCACAAGGCAGCCGUUGCAAAAUUUAGUGCCGAAGCGAAGAGGGCCGAUGCUCAACUAACCGCCAUCGCUAGUCAUCCCAGCAAAACGAACCGACAAAAGGGUAUGGAAAUUCAAGCCCUUCUUGCGUCGCUUCCACCAGGUGUUCGCGCGGAAAUAGAACAAGCUAUGAGAGGCUAA